Canariomyces notabilis is the source of this 1907-nucleotide messenger RNA. RefSeq names its product P-loop containing nucleoside triphosphate hydrolase protein. Gene Ontology annotation, cellular component: Rad17 RFC-like complex; DNA replication factor C complex; nucleus. The record is from RefSeq and is a predicted model, not a curated record. Lineage: Eukaryota; Fungi; Ascomycota; Sordariomycetes; Sordariales; Chaetomiaceae. The coding region runs from base 247 to 1419 and encodes 390 amino acids. Gene Ontology annotation, biological process: DNA repair; DNA-templated DNA replication. Gene Ontology annotation, molecular function: DNA binding; DNA clamp loader activity; ATP hydrolysis activity. The transcript is spliced from 3 exons.
GGCCCUUGUAGUUCCAUGUGGGCACCAAUUAACUAAGGUGCAACCUUGAUCCCGAAUCUCGAGCUCCACAUCUACCUAACCCUAACCCAGCCACCGGAAUUGGCAUUCAACUUAAUUAGCUUUGUCUGGAGCAAACGCGUCGAGCGCGUUUGGUGCACCAACCCUUCCAUUGACUGUCCAGUGACUGUUCGACAAGAACCUGCCUAAACACAAAACCGAAAAACUCCAGCCCGAAAAAUAGCCAGGAUGUCCGACUUCGAGGACGAAAUGGACAUUGACGUCCCUAUCUCAAAGGACGUCACGUUUUCAUCAGACAAUACAGGUGGCAAAGGCAAACGCAGCGCCGCGAACCUGCCCGUCGAGGCUGAGGACAGCCUGCCAUGGGUUGAGAAAUACCGCCCAGUUUCGCUUUCCGACGUCUCCGGUCAUCAAGAUAUCCUUGCAACUAUCAACAAGUUCGUCGAGUCGAACAGGCUACCCCACCUCCUCUUCUAUGGCCCUCCCGGCACCGGCAAGACCUCGACCAUUCUUGCCCUCGCGCGGCAAAUAUACGGUACCGAGAAUAUGCGCCAGAUGGUGCUGGAGCUCAACGCCUCAGACGACCGCGGCAUCGAGGUUGUGCGCGAGCAGAUCAAGACGUUUGCGUCAACCAAGCAGAUCUUCACCCUCGGCUCGUCGGCGGCCCGGACAGGCAUCGCCGGUUUCAAGCUCAUCAUACUCGACGAGGCGGACGCGAUGACCAACUCGGCCCAAAUGGCCCUGCGAAGAAUUAUGGAGAAGUACACGGCGAACACGCGGUUCUGCAUCAUCGCCAACUAUUCACACAAGCUCAGCCCCGCCCUGCUCUCGCGGUGCACGCGCUUCCGCUUCAGUCCACUGAAGGAGCCGGAUAUCCGUAGCCUGGUGGACAAGGUGAUUGAUGAGGAGAAUGUCAAGAUCGUCCCCGAUGCAGUUGAUGCGCUGGUGCGGCUGAGCAAAGGCGACAUGCGGCGAGCGCUAAACGUCCUCCAGGCCUGUCAUGCGUCCAGCACACCUCUGCACGAGCGAGGCGCACCCAAGAUACCUGAGAAGGACAUCGUCCGCGAGACCAUCACAACGCAGACCAUAUACAACUGCGUCGCCGCGCCGCCGCCGGAUGCCAUCAAGAAGAUCCUAGACACACUAUUAAGCACAAGCGACGUCACCGCCUGCCUCUCGACCAUCAAUACCAUCAAGGUGGCACAAGGGCUGGCGCUUGCGGAUAUAAUCACGGCGUUGUCGGAAGAAUUGGUCAAGCUGGAGGUUAAGCCGCAGGUCAUGAUCACCUGGCUAGACGCGCUGGCAGACAUUGAGCACAGGGUAGCGAGCGGCGCGAAUGAGAGGAUACAAACCGGUGCUGUGGUAGGGGCAAUACGGAAUGGCGUCGAAUUGAUGGGCUGAAUGCUUCAUAGCUUUUGACAGAGCUUGAGCAGAAGACAGGGGCACCGUUGAGUGAUGCUGGCUGCAAGACCCCUGGAUGAGGGUGAUGCAGGAAACAGCAGCACGCGAUGGCGAAAGCCCUUGACCACCGGGUCCACGCACCUACAGAAGGAAUUACUGGUUUGGGAUGCUUUCUUGGGCGGGAACAGCGGUACGGGUGCAGCGAAAUUGGACUUUGGAAGGUCCUUGAACCGGGGAUCCGCAUGGACGACAGGUUCGCUAUGGACUAGGGCUGGGCUGUUAAAGGGGAAGUCGAGCUCGAGUUUGGAAUUGCUGAAACCCGCCAACACAGGCCAUGUUCCUGAGCUCGCUGUCUUCACUUCUCUAUCCGGGACGAGAACGGAAGUUGCAGCCGGUUAAAUGACAACCUGCUCGGCCUCUUAACAUACCCAAACUGCCAAUAGGUACAAUUGCCAAGAAAAUGCAGAUAUAGCCAAAUUGCUAGGCUG